CUGCGGGGCGGGGCGAGGCGAGCAGUCGGCAGCCCAUCCAGACGUGUGCAGGGCAGGCCAUCCAACCGUCCGUCCACUCAGACGACCAGAACAAGUACCGUACGGUCCACUCCAGUCGCUCCGUGGUGACCUACUUGAUUUGCUAACUUUUGUCCCAUCCGAGCCAGACAUGCACGUCGUCUUUGUGACUCUGCUGCCAGUUGUCGUCGUGCUCUUCCCGCCAGUAGCGCGGGCUCAGGGGAGCGGCAACGGCAGGCCGCUCCAAGCCAAGAACAUCACGCUGGCCGUCGGCAGCCGGGCCGUCCUGCCUUGCCACAGCCCUCGCGCGCUGUGGACCCAGGACAGACUGAGGGACCGCCAGAGGGUGGUGCACUGGGACGUGAUCCGCAACACGCCCAAAUACUCGGUGGAGCGCCUCCUGGAUAUGUCCCCCGCCGCCCGCCCGAGGCUCUACGACAGCGCCAACAAGGGGCGCCUUUCCAUUCCGGGCUCGGCGUUCCAAGACGGCAACUUCUCCCUCGUCAUCACCAAUGUGGUGCAGAGUGACCGAGGAGUGUACACGUGUAAUCUGCACCAUCACUACUGCCAGAAUCAACAAUCUGUUCGCAUUCAGCUGAACGUGACCAAGUCAGCGCUCAAGCAGAAGCGUUACUGGGACGGAGAGAAGACGGUGCUGGUGGCCUUGCUGGGCAGCUCGCUGGUGCUGCCGUGCGUCAACCGCCACCCCCUGUGGAGGGACGGGCUCCAGGAGGACCAGCAGCAGGUGGUCCACUGGGACUUCCAGCCCCCGGGCGUGCGUCCCGACAGAGCCGAGCGCCUGGUGGACCUCUACGCUUCGGGAGAGCGGCGGGAUUACGGGCCGCUGGUGGCCCGCAACAAGAUGAGCGUGGCCGACGACGCCUUUCGCCUCGGCGACUUCUCGCUGUCCAUUUCCGACUUGCGGCCGCUCGAUCGAGGCCUCUACUCCUGCCACCUGCACCACCACUACUGCGGCCUGCACGAGAGACGCGUCUUUCGACUCACCGUGGUACCUUGGCUAGCCACGGAGCCCACCGCGGCUUCGGAGGCCUUCCCCGACGACCGACCGGAACCAAGAAUCAAAGACGUUGACAGUCCUCAUGUGGUCAACGUCAUCCUCCCGGAGCAUCGGAGCCAUGUGGUUCAGCACGUGGGCUACUUCCUGGCGGCCUUCCUGCUUCUGGCCUUCGUCGGAGUCGCAAUCCUCGCGCUGACUCGUCGGCGCAAAAAGAGAGGCCUGGCAUACCACCUGGGCAGAUAUGACGAGAGAAACGUCAUCUAUGAAGGUGAACGCUCGUCGGACUGCACGGAGCUGAAGAGCCGCGACCCAGAGCCGUCGAGUUCAGAUUACAAAAACAACCUCCUGAAAGAGCGAGACAUGAGCAAAGACUGCAACAAGGACUUUGAUGGCAAGCUGUGGAAGUGAGGAGCUCGGGACACGCUGCUGCUGGCAGGACCAGGGCAAACGCCGCCCAAGGGGGACGAAAUGACAACCGAGCAACACGGCACGUAGCUUUGACUUUUUUUGGAUUUGAUCACGUUUAUUCACUUUUAUUUGCCAUUUUGAGGUGGCAUGCCCCCCCCCAAAUGUUUUCUGGCGUGGAUUAGGUGUCAUGUGCAUGCAUACGGCGCUCAAAGGUCUUUUCAUAUGACAAUAGUUGCUUUUGCACCCUUUGUUUUUUGUUGCAUACAUUCUGCUGUAUUGUUAUUUGCAAACCAAUGUUCACUGUAUACGGACUAGGUCGCCAAAUGUUGUGGCACAUUACUUUCCUAACUUGUUUUUAUAUUUCUAAAUUCGUUUCCAAUGUGUAAAAAAACCAAAAAACAAUCGUAAACCAUAGACUUUUGGAAUCGAUUUAUCCAAACAAUGACAGUAUUAAUAAAUAAAUACAUAAGACACAAAGAAA
Syngnathus acus (greater pipefish) is the source of this 1925-nucleotide messenger RNA. Its product is annotated as matrix remodeling-associated protein 8-like. The coding region runs from base 170 to 1444 and encodes 424 amino acids. The transcript is spliced from 10 exons. The record is from RefSeq and is a predicted model, not a curated record. Lineage: Eukaryota; Metazoa; Chordata; Actinopteri; Syngnathiformes; Syngnathidae. Gene Ontology annotation, biological process: cell adhesion; establishment of glial blood-brain barrier. Gene Ontology annotation, cellular component: cell surface; membrane.